AUGGCAUCUCGUUGGGUUGCAUCGAGCUUGUUUACGACCCUUAGGUGGGCAGCAAAUGGGAUCAUCCCUCAACCCCCAGGGGCUGGUAAAUGUCCCCACUUCUUUAUAAGCUUAUUGAAAUCUCUCUCCUCCACCUCCCCCCACCCAAGGACAGCCUUUUCUGCCUCAGAGUGGAAGAGAAAUACAGACCACAGCGACGGAGACCCACCCGACGGGCACAGGAAGCUGCCGUCCAGUGCUGCAGAGGACAGAGCCGUGCUGCUGGGGUUCGCGAUGAUGGGCUUCGCGGUUCUGAUGUUCUUCUUGUUUGGAAUAGCCAUCCUACAGCCCUUCAUGCUUAGCCCUCAGAGAGAAGACGCGAACUGCACCGUCAUUCACACACGCCUCACGGACGACGGGACGGACUGUGCUCCCACCUGCGGCGUGGGCUGCCAAGGUCAGGGCAGGCACCCCUGUCUGCAGGUGUUUGUGAACCUCACCCAUUCAGGUCAGAAAGCUCUCCUACAUUAUAAUGAAGAGGCUGUCCAGAUAAAUUCCAAGUGUUUUUACACACCUAAGUGCCACCGAGACAGGGAUGACUUGCUCAACAGUGCUCUGGACAUAAAGGAAUUCUUCGAUCACCAAAAUGGGACCCCCUUCUCGUGCUUCUACAGCCCAGACAGCCAAGCUGAAGAUGUGAUUCUCAUGAAAAAGUAUGACCGAAUGGUUAUCUUCCACUGCUUAUUUUGGCCUUCGCUGACUCUGCUAGGUGGCGCCCUGAUUGUUGGCAUGGUGCGGUUAACACAGUACCUGUCCCUUCUAUGUGACAAGUACAGCACUGCAUCCAGAGGUGAGGCAGGUGGCAAAGCACCUUACAUGGAACGGCACUGGCCCACACUGUGGAGUGUGUGGAGAAGCCAAGGAAGGAGCCGAGGAAUCUCAGGAUGGUGGCCAGACUGAAGUCUUGGCCUUCAGAUACCUGCACUUUCUGCACGCCAGGACUUAAUUAUGUCUGCUUGCAAUUCAACCAUGAAGAGGCAGUGAAGUAUGAUAUGGGAAAGAAAAACUUCUAAAAGUCUCACAUGUAUUGUUUAUCCUGUAAAUAUAUACAAAUCCACCAUCUUUUCUACUCUAAAUCUCUUUCCAUAUUAGCCAAGGAAGCACUUUUUGUUCCCACAUGGCAAAAUGAGCUCAAGGUAGCUGUCCUUCAAUUGCAGCUCUAGCUAGAACUUAUCCAUGUGGAAAUAAAUGAUUAGGGUAUCUGGCCUACCCAGCAGUGGACAACCAGCCUAGUUCUACCCAGUAUAGUUCCUAUUAAAACACUUCUCCAAAAUAUUCUUGGUGAAGACAGUUCAUUCACUAUAGGAGACACUAAUCUGGUGAUCACCAGAGGUGUGGCCCUACCAUUUCAUGUCACCAUCCGUGAUACAGGAGGGAAGCCACUGCCUAGAAAAUUCACCAAGUUUAGAGUUACUUGUACUGAACUUUACCACGUACCAUGUAAGUCUUCUCCUAGCAACAGUUUUUAGGUCAUUAUGCUUCCCGUAAACUCAUUCUUUGCACACAUUCUGGGGAGAGUGGGAGAUGGACGGAGCUGUGCUGUGCAGCAGGGACAUGCUGCCCGGGAUGGAAUUUGACAUUCAUCUCAGAUCAUCUGCGUCACAGGAAAACCCCGCAUGGAAAGUCACCACUGUCCAUGCACUAAUUGAUGACUCAACCGUCAUUAUUAAAUAAUGUCGCUCUCCCAACAGGUGCUUUCCACAUUAAGCUGAAUGUAUGAGAUGAAAACAGUUUAUUCUGAAAACCAAUGUGCCUUAUUUUUAAAAUUUUACUAAAAAAAAUCUUACUUCAGGGACAAUAGAAGAUGAGACUCUUGAAGCAACUCUUUUAUGUAGAUGUAACCAAACAAGAAACUUUAAUCCUAAGCCAAUUUAAUGCCUUUUAGAAAUUGAUUGUAAGCCACAAAUUACUAAACAAACUGAAGUCAAAUUGAGCAAUAUUGACUUGACCGGUAAUGAACAAUUCUGGUGUUUUCUCUUUCUACUGUGGAACAGUGGAGAGGACAUGUGUCUCAGAGCGGGAGAGCCAAGAUAUGGAAAUGACUUAAGUGUCCAUCGACAGAUUAAAGAAAAUGUGAUUCUAGAAAUGUAAUGUG
This is a messenger RNA of Miniopterus natalensis, 2134 nucleotides long. The record is from RefSeq and is a predicted model, not a curated record. NCBI's taxonomy places the organism in Eukaryota, Metazoa, Chordata, Mammalia, Chiroptera, Miniopteridae.